CCAUUAUUGUUGCAUUCCACUAUUCUAGUGUGUACCUGUGUUGUACAUAAGAGAUGCCAUAGUUCCGUGGUCACCAAAUGUCCAGGCAUGCGUGAAGAGCAAAAUACCAUGGAAAUGGCGCCGGCCGGUCAGCGCUUCAAUGUCAAUGUGCCGCAUCGCUUUUACGUGCAUAACUAUAAACGUUUUACGUUCUGCGAUCACUGCGGUUCACUGUUGUACGGCCUGAUUAAGCAGGGACUCCAAUGCACACAGUGCAGCAUGAAUGUGCACAAACGCUGCCAAAAGAAUGUGGCCAAUACGUGCGGUAUCAAUACGAAAGAAAUGGCCGAAAUACUCAGUUCACUGGGUAUUUCACCGGACAAACAGGCACAGCCGCGCCGUUCAAAGUAUUUAAAUCAACCGGGUGGCGACGACAGCUACAGCCUAAGCGAUCGCAGUGAUCAGGGUACUGAGAGCAGCACUUCCACACGCAGCUCGAUGAUGUCGGAACGUUCGGGCACAAGCUCUUCGACUACUAUGGCAGGUCUCAGUUCGUUUACGGGUCAAUACUUUGAAUCGCGUCCAGGCAAAACUUCCUUAUCGGAUUUUACUUUCAUCAAAGUGUUGGGCAAAGGCUCAUUCGGCAAGGUGAUGUUGGCCGAAAAGAAAGACACCGAGGAAAUUUACGCAAUUAAAGUGCUGAAAAAAGAUGCCAUCAUACAGGAUGACGAUGUCGAUUGCACAAUGACCGAAAAACGCAUACUGGCCUUGGCCGCCAACCACCCAUUUUUGACAGCAUUACAUUCCUGUUUUCAAACUAAGGAUCGUCUAUUCUUUGUCAUGGAGUAUGUGAAUGGCGGCGAUUUGAUGUUUCAGAUACAAAAAGCACGUCGCUUUGAAGCCGCACGCGCUGCUUUCUAUGCCGCCGAAGUAACGUUGGCACUUCAAUUUUUGCACUCUAAUGGGGUUAUUUAUCGUGAUUUAAAGCUGGAUAAUAUUCUUUUGGAUCAGGAAGGUCAUUGCAAAUUGGCUGAUUUCGGCAUGUGCAAGGAGGGCAUUAUAAAUGGUGUUCUAACUACCACCUUUUGUGGCACUCCCGAUUAUAUCGCGCCUGAGAUAUUAAAAGAGCAAGAAUAUGGUGCCUCUGUCGACUGGUGGGCGUUAGGAGUGCUAAUGUAUGAAAUGAUGGCCGGACAACCGCCAUUCGAGGCUGACAACGAGGAUGAAUUAUUCGAUUCGAUUAUGCAUGACGAUGUACUCUAUCCAGUGUGGUUAUCUAGAGAAGCAGUGUCCAUUUUGAAAGGGUUCCUAACGAAAAAUCCCGAAACCCGUCUGGGGUGCUCCGGUGAUGAAAACGAGAUACGUAGACAUCCAUUUUUCGGUAAAUUAGAUUGGGAUGAGCUGGAAAAGCGCAAUAUUAAGCCACCGUUCCGACCAAAAAUGAAAAAUCCACGUGAUGCCACCAAUUUCGAUACAGAGUUCACAAAAGAGGAACCAGUACUAACACCUGUUCCCAACGAUGUUAUACGCUGUAUUAAUCAGGACGAAUUCGCCGGAUUCUCAUUUGUCAAUCCGAAAUUCGGACCCGAACGUAAAGUAUUUUAAGUGGUUUUGUGUGUGUGUGUGUGUGCGCAGGCGCCUAAGGGGUUUAUAAACUUUUAUUCAAAAAAGGAAGAGCAGAAACAAACGCAAAACCAAACAAAAGGUUCAAACUUAAAGCGAUACACCUGCAAAGACAGCAGUAAAAAGCAAAUUGUACUACUUUAUUAUGAUUUUGUUAGUUUGGAAUAAGUGUGAGCAUACCCACAUACAUACAUACGUCAUACGUGCGUGUACUUAGGAAAGCCGGACGUAGUCAUCGUACGGUAAUCGCCUAAUGGGACAAAUACAUUUCAGCAUUUGAAUUGUU
Messenger RNA from Rhagoletis zephyria (snowberry fruit fly), 1888 nucleotides. Its product is annotated as Protein kinase C. Lineage: Eukaryota; Metazoa; Arthropoda; Insecta; Diptera; Tephritidae. Gene Ontology annotation, molecular function: diacylglycerol-dependent serine/threonine kinase activity; ATP binding. The record is from RefSeq and is a predicted model, not a curated record. Gene Ontology annotation, biological process: protein phosphorylation.